AUGCCACACACAGCCUAAAGGAGGGCGGGGGGUUAAGACGAACUGGAGUCCAAAUGAGUUUGAAGGGAAUGAAAAGAAAAGAAAAAAAAAGUUAACACAAGUUUUCCUAGAAGCUAGCUCGCGAGCACAAGCGUCGCGAACAAGGGCUUUUGUGCAUGCUAAUUGCACCAUUUGUGCGCAAAAGUUCCGACGCAAAGUGUGAACUCUCAACAGAAGGAAACAUGAGACAACUGAAGUGCCCUGGUUUAUGUGCCCUGCUCCUCCUCCGCUGCCGCCUCCUCUUCUUUCUCCUUCCUCCCGCCGAGCCCGCUGUUGAAGCUUGUUUGCACUGGGGCUUAUCCGGAGCGGAAAUUCCUUUCCGUUUUUGUGAAUGACAAACUCAUUAACAAUUCAUCAACACAACCUGUUCCAGCCGGCCCGUCCCCACGGCAACAGCCCCUUCCGCAGAGCGCUCAUUGGCUGGCCGGGAGAAUGUAUCCAUUGAGACGCUCGCUGUUUGUAUCCAUUGAGGAGCUGGCUCGCGCAGGGGGUGUGCGAGGGCUGAGUCCAAGGGAUAGUGAGCAAAUCGAGUCUUGAAUAAUCCGGGGAGAAAGACGCCCGGGUAGGUUUGAGGUGCAGCUUUAGAGGGAGGGAUUAGGAGCCGCUAGACUUUUUUUUCCCUCCGCUCUCAGUAGCGCGGAGUCCGAAUUAAUUGGAUUCCAUUCACUGGGGAGGAACAAAACUGUCUGGGCAGCUUCAUUCAGAGAGAUCCAUUGACACUAAGAGCCAGCGGCUGCAGCCGGGUGCAGAGGGAACCGCCGGCUUCACUUGAGUCUCGCCUACCCCGACCGCUAGCCUCGGCUUGGGUAAGGCGAGGCGAAUUCAACUCCGCUCCGGGAGCGGCUGCUUCGCGCGCUGCGCUCAGCCUAUGCCUGCCCCGAGGGGCGUCUGGUAGGCAUCCCGCCCUCUCCCGCAGCUCGACCCUCAUGAUAGAUACGCUCAGACCCGUGCCUUUCGCGUCCGAAAUGGCGAUCAGCAAGACGGUGGCGUGGCUCAACGAGCAGCUGGAGCUGGGCAACGAGCGGCUGCUGCUGAUGGACUGCCGGCCGCAGGAGCUGUACGAGUCGUCGCACAUCGAGUCGGCCAUCAACGUGGCCAUCCCGGGCAUCAUGCUGCGGCGUCUGCAGAAGGGCAACCUGCCCGUGCGCGCGCUCUUCACGCGCGGCGAGGACCGGGACCGCUUCACGCGGCGCUGCGGCACCGACACGGUGGUGCUGUACGACGAGAGCAGCAGCGACUGGAACGAGAAUACCGGCGGCGAGUCGGUGCUCGGGCUGCUGCUCAAGAAGCUCAAGGACGAGGGCUGCCGGGCGUUCUACCUGGAAGGUGGCUUCAGUAAGUUCCAAGCCGAGUUCGCCCUGCACUGCGAGACCAAUCUAGACGGCUCGUGUAGCAGCAGCUCGCCGCCGUUGCCAGUGCUGGGGCUCGGGGGCCUGCGGAUCAGCUCUGACUCUUCCUCGGACAUUGAGUCUGACCUUGACCGAGACCCCAAUAGUGCAACGGACUCGGACGGCAGCCCGCUGUCCAACAGCCAGCCUUCCUUCCCCGUGGAGAUCUUGCCCUUCCUCUACUUGGGCUGUGCCAAGGACUCCACCAACUUGGACGUAUUGGAGGAGUUCGGCAUCAAGUACAUCUUGAACGUCACCCCCAAUUUGCCGAAUCUCUUCGAGAACGCAGGAGAGUUUAAAUACAAGCAAAUCCCCAUCUCGGAUCACUGGAGCCAAAACCUGUCCCAGUUUUUCCCUGAGGCCAUUUCUUUCAUAGAUGAAGCUCGGGGCAAAAACUGUGGCGUCUUGGUGCAUUGCUUGGCUGGCAUUAGCCGCUCAGUCACUGUGACUGUGGCUUACCUUAUGCAGAAGCUGAACCUGUCAAUGAACGAUGCCUAUGACAUUGUCAAGAUGAAGAAAUCUAACAUCUCCCCUAACUUCAACUUCAUGGGCCAGCUGCUGGACUUUGAGAGGACGCUGGGACUCAGCAGCCCCUGUGACAACCGGGUUCCAACACAGCAGCUGUAUUUUACCACCCCCUCCAACCAGAAUGUCUACCAAGUGGAUUCCCUGCAAUCCACGUGAAAGGCCCCACGCUUUUCCUCACUAGGAUGUGUCCGUUCCUUCAGCAGUUUCUCUUGGCAGCAUCAGCUGGGCUACUUUCUUUCUGUGUGGCCCCAGGUGUCAACGUGACACCAGCUGUCUGUAUUAGACAAGGUUACUAAGUGUGGAAUUGGUUAUUACAAAGAGAGAUUUGCUCCAUUCUCUUUGGAAGAACAGGACAUGCUGUAUAGAUACAGGCAGUAGGUUUGCUCUGCACCCACGUGUACAGCCUACCCAUGCAGGGACUGGGAUUCGAGGACUUCCAGGUAUAUAGGGUAGGACCAAAAUGGUAGGGUAGGAGCAUGUGUUCUUUAGGGCCUUGUAUGGCUGUUUCCUUUUGAUUCUGGAACUGACUAUAUAUUGUCUUCAGUGAAGACUGAUUCAAUUUUGCAUAUAGAGGAGCCAAAGAGAGAUGUCAGCUCUGUAUUUGUGAUAUCAGUUUAGAAAAAAACAAAACCUGAUAUUCCAUUUGAUUAUUGUAAAUAUUUGAUCUUAAAUCACUUGACAGUGUUUGUUUGAAUUGUGUUUGUUUUUUUCUUUGAUGGGUUUAAGAGAAAUUAUCCAAAGGGCGAAAGAGCAGUAUGCCACUUCUUAACACACAAAAAAUGGAAAGUUUUGCUCUUUUCUAAUCCAAAGGGUAUAUUUGCAGCAUGCUUGACAGUACCAAUUCUGAUGACAUCUUCAUGGACACUAUUAUCAAUAAGACCUUGUUAUGGCGCAGUCUUUAGUCUCUUCCACGUAUCUUCCUCAUGAUUUUUUCCUCUUGCUGUAGUUUGACUAUGCCUUACCUUUGUAAAUAUUUUGGCUUGUGUUGUCUCAAAGGGGAUAUCUUGGAAAGACACCAAAAUCCUGGGCUCACUUUUUUUUUUUUUUUUAACUUCAGCUGUGCUAAACAGUAUAUUACCUCUGUAUAAAAUUCUUCAGGGAGUGUCACCUCAAAUGCAAUACUUUGGGUUGGUUUCUUUCCUUUUUUAAAAAAUUUGUAUAAAACUGGAAGUGUGUGUGAGAGCAUGGGUACCCAUUUGAUAGGUGAAAUGCAUAUGAUUGUGAAGGAAGGAGAGUUAAGUUGCUCCAUUCUGUUCGUGGUGUAAAGUUUUGAGCUGGAAUUUAUUAUAAGAAUGUAAAACCUUAAGUUAUUAAUAAAAUAACUAUUUUGGCUAUUGAA
This is a messenger RNA of Microcebus murinus (gray mouse lemur), 3294 nucleotides long. RefSeq names its product dual specificity phosphatase 6 (gene DUSP6). Lineage: Eukaryota; Metazoa; Chordata; Mammalia; Primates; Cheirogaleidae. Gene Ontology annotation, biological process: peptidyl-tyrosine dephosphorylation; positive regulation of apoptotic process; regulation of heart growth. Gene Ontology annotation, molecular function: MAP kinase tyrosine phosphatase activity; protein tyrosine/threonine phosphatase activity; MAP kinase tyrosine/serine/threonine phosphatase activity. The record is from RefSeq and is a predicted model, not a curated record. Gene Ontology annotation, cellular component: cytoplasm; cytosol.